AUGGAUUGGUUAAAUAAAUAUGAAAGUGCUACUGAAUUAUAUAACGAUACAAUACAUUAUUGGUCAACCCAGAAAUAUCCACCUGGAAAAUGGAUUUUAACAUCAUUUGAUGAAGAAUCAAUUAUAGUCUAUCAAGCAUACAAUCAAGAUAUAGCACAAUUUGCCUGUGAAAAUGGUUGUUUUACAGGAUGCCCUGAUUAUAAUCAGAAUCGUAUGACAUAAAAUGGUGGUCAUUUUGAUUGGAAGCCAGCAUGGCAUUGA
Molecule: messenger RNA, 261 nt
Organism: Rotaria sp. Silwood1
Lineage: Eukaryota; Metazoa; Rotifera; Eurotatoria; Philodinida; Philodinidae
Source: the annotation of a GenBank genome assembly